ACCGACAGGAUUCACCGAACAGUCGACCUUAAGAACAUCCAAAGAAUCGCAAUCAUGGGACCUAAACAAAAGGGAGUUAAGAUGAGUUUGAACGACUUCAUUGGCGAUGACCAGUUCGGCGCCGGCAGUUGGGCUGAUGAGAUGGAUGAGGCUCCUAUCGCCCCCGCCUCGCGCUCUUCUGGUGCUGGUGAGGGCGGUGCCGGCGACAAGUGGCAGCCUACUCGCUCUUCGUACGGCGGUGACCGCGAGGGUUCUUUCCGUGAUCGCGACGACUUCGAGUCCCGUCCUCUCCGUGAGGAGGUUCCCCUUCCCACCAAGGCCCCCUUUACCGCCUUCGUCGGUAACCUUCCCUGGGACGCGACUGAAGAUUCCAUUGGCGACUUCUUCUACGUCGAGCUUGAGUGUCUCGUUACCAACGUCCGUCUUGUCAAGGACCGUUUGGACGACAAGCCUAAGGGCUUCGGAUACGUUGAGUUUGAGGAUCUGGAGUCGUUGAAGAAGGCCUUGGCUGCCAGCGGACAGAGUAUGGCCGGAAGGAAUGUUCGUAUUUCGGUUGCUGAGCCUCCGAAGAACGGCGCUCGCGCACACGGUGAUGACAGGACUGAGCGCGAGUGGGUUAGGACUGGACCUUUGGCGCCCAUUGAGCGUCCUCAGCGUCAGGAGCGUUACGCUGGCUUGUCUGGUGAUGGCAAGGAGCGCGAUUUCUCCAACUGGGAGCGCAGAGGUCCUCUUGCUCCUCGUGAGCGCCCAAUGGGCGACCGCCCUCCUCGCGGCGACCGCGAGGGAAGCUUCGAGCGUGGCGCUAUCAGUCCCCCUGCUGAGCGCAGGCGCCUUGUCCUUACUCCCCGUACCGAGAAGCCUCUCGACCCUCCCAACACCCCUGCUGCCGCUACCCCCGCUGCCUCGAAAUCUAACCCCUUCGGUGCCGCUCGCCCUGUCGACUCUGACGCUGCUUUGAAGAAGGUCGAGGAGAAAAUUGAGCAGCAGCGUGUUGCUGCUGCUGAGGCUCGUGAGAAGGCUAAGGCUGCUCGUGAGGCCAGGGAGGCGAGGGAGGCGAAGGAGGCUAAGGAUGCUGAGGCUGUUGAGGUCACUGCUACCAAGAAGCCCGUAGAGGCUGCUAAGGCUGAUGCUAGGGAGUGGAGACGCGCACCCGCCGCAGAGGAGAAGAAGGAGGAGAUCAGGGAGAAGUUGGUUGAGAAGGUUGAGCAGAUUACGUUGGAGGCUACUGGUGAGGCUGCUCCCCAGGGUGCUAAUGAGGAGGGUUGGGCUACCGUUCCCAAGAAGAAGUAA
Saitoella complicata NRRL Y-17804 is the source of this 1290-nucleotide messenger RNA. RefSeq names its product RNA-binding domain-containing protein. NCBI's taxonomy places the organism in Eukaryota, Fungi, Ascomycota, Saitoellomycetes, Saitoellales, Saitoellaceae. The transcript has 3 exons. The record is from RefSeq and is a predicted model, not a curated record. The coding region runs from base 55 to 1290 and encodes 411 amino acids. Gene Ontology annotation, molecular function: RNA binding.